UAGUGGUAAUGUCAAUGUGAAGGGUUGGAAUUUCUUAAAAAAGGGGUGGGAAUUUUAGAGGUUUGUGGGGAGUUCCGAUAUAUAUAAUAACAAAAAUUUAAAAUGAGUAUUUACAAAAGAAUGUUGGCCUGUGGGAAACGGGGGGAAUAUGACGAUGACGAAAUGUUGGAGGUUGAACUGGAUAACGAGAAAGACCUGAAUCGUUUGAGGAGGGAAUACAAAAUUUGUGACAAGGAACAUUGGGCGCUGCUCAAAGGAACCGACAGGAAUUUGGCCAAAAUGAAAAAGGUGAUCAAGAUAUUCAAAAAGGAACACAAAACCGUAAACUUGGAUCUCGCGGUCGCAACGUGCGACCCGAAAAGGGAGCAGGAUAUUGAAAACGCGUUAAAAAUCAAAAAACUGAUGAGAGAGAGCAACAAACUGGACGAGAAAAUAAAACAGGCAAGAAGUAACAACAGCGGACUAGAACAGCAAAUUAGAAUGACAGAGAAAAAUAUAAAAAAGUUAAGGGCCAGCCGAGUUACUGAUUUGAAGCAUCAGAAGAAGAUUCAGCAGAGUAACUACCAAAUCGAACGUCUUGAGAAAAAACUAGAAACCCAAAACGAGAAAUUAGGGGCAAUAACAGGAGAAAAUCAAAAACUGAGGGAAGAAAUAAUCGAUUUGAUAAACGAACGGAAUCGCUUCAACACAUCAUGGGAAAAAAUGAUCAGUAAACUGUAUAAAGGUAAAAAGGUGUUGAUGGAUCUCUUUCAACAAUGCACUGUCACAUACAACGCCAGAGACGAAUGCAUACAAAAACUGAAGUUUUUACGUUCAAGGGCUUACAGUGACUUCAACAGGGACGUGGAUUCCCAGUCUGCAUUGGAGCGCAAUUUGGAUCAUCGGUGUAAACUUUCAAAUUUCAUAAGAACCAAACAAAUCAAGAGGCACACGGACGACCUGAAACAAACAGCCCAAAAGACUAAACGAGCCCACACAAUAGCUCUCCAAAUCAAACGCACUGCAUACGAACACGUACUGGACGCAAUAACAGAAUUAACACAUGCAAAAGAACUGCCUGUCGUCAUGCAGGGAUUUCUCAAAGAGGACAUCGCAAACUUCUCUAAAUUCAAUCUUAUCGUACGUCUGAACGAUGAAAUUGAAGAAACGGGCAAUGCCCUUCGAGAAACACAAACAAAUAUCGAACAACUCCAGGCAAAGCACAAAAAUAUAUCCAAAAAUCACGAACAAUUACUAGCAAAUCUAGAGGAAAGACUUAAGAAAUCCAUCGAAGAAGCAGACGCCGCUGAAACGAAGACAAGAGAACAAGACGGAAAACUGCGUCAAAUCUUUGAAGCGAUACGGAACCUGUUUGAGAAAGCUGAGUGUGACGACACCCCUUUUCUCAGUUUACUGUCAGAUAACUCCACCCCGAAUAAGUAUAACGUGAUUUUGUACUUGGAAGCGGUUGAACAGCAAUUUCGUAAAUACAUACUGGCUGCAUUUUACAAGCAACAGUCCGCAGACGUUAGGAAAGCACAAGGGACGAUUAUUAAGGCAGAAAAGUCACUAUUCGAGAACGUCCAGGUGGACGAUUACACUUCAACAAGUCCAUGUCCUCUGUGUGUCGAAUUAGAAAUGGUAGGAGACGUAGUUGACACCCUACAAUUCUCGUUCACCAGGACGGAAGUGAGAAAAUACCUUGAGGAACGAUUAGAGUUUCCCGAUGGCGCCGACAGGCUGCAUUCGGUGUCCCAAUGCAACCUGCCCAAAUCCAGGGAUAUAGUACAUAAGCGAUAUCAAUAGUGAUGCAUAAUAUUCGUUGUUUAUCAAUUACUACAAUUAAUUAAUUAAGUAGCUGAUACGUAAACACGUGUUUCCUUUCUAAGGAAAUAAUCGUUUCAACAGCAAUUACAUUGUUAAUUUCGUUAUUGAUUUUGAUCUACAACGAAAAAAAAAAGUGAUUAGCGUUUUUUUUUUGUGUCUACGCAUAAUUGUCUACCGUUCGGCGAAUUUUUGGAAUGCUUCUUACAAUUUUACUUUCAUUUUUGUUUGCCGCCUGUAACACCCUACAGAUAUGUACAUAUAUACAUGUGUAUCAAUUAAUUAUUACAUACGUAUGGAAUAGGAGGAGUCGUGUUACGGUUAAAACACCACACAAAGCGAUUGUUAUCUUUUAGAAACUGGCGCUUUCAAAUUUGUAAAUCUAAUGUUACGGCUACCAAAUUGACAUGAUCGACUUAUAUUAGUGCUACCUAUCAGAAACAGAGAAAGAACGUCUCUGACAGAAAACGUUUAUGGAUUGAUUGUUUCGUGAAAGCUGACAGGUUUUUCUAUUGUAAUUUGCGAACAACUCAAUUUAACAUACAAUAAAUUAAUUCACCGAUAAUAUUGUUAUGCAAAUC
Molecule: messenger RNA, 2384 nt
Organism: Agrilus planipennis (emerald ash borer)
Lineage: Eukaryota; Metazoa; Arthropoda; Insecta; Coleoptera; Buprestidae
Product: coiled-coil domain-containing protein 63-like
Exons: 1
Coding region: 103-1785 (560 amino acids)
Source: RefSeq, a predicted model, not a curated record